Messenger RNA from Seriola aureovittata, 1349 nucleotides. RefSeq names its product UDP-N-acetylglucosamine/UDP-glucose/GDP-mannose transporter-like. Gene Ontology annotation, cellular component: Golgi apparatus. The transcript has 13 exons. The coding region runs from base 16 to 1068 and encodes 350 amino acids. The record is from RefSeq and is a predicted model, not a curated record. Lineage: Eukaryota; Metazoa; Chordata; Actinopteri; Carangiformes; Carangidae. Gene Ontology annotation, molecular function: antiporter activity; GDP-fucose transmembrane transporter activity.
UAAACGGUCGUGCGCAUGCGCAGGAGGACUCGCAGGCUUCCGUCUGAAGACACCGAUAUGGCAGAGCUGCACAGACGUCAGGAGCGCGGCGGCAGAAACUUGUCACCCGAGGGAGCAUCUCCCAGAAACAAAGGAGACACUAAUGGUGACAGCCCAACGGUGUUUCUGAAGCUGCUGGUUGCGGGAUUUUACGGAGUCAGCUCGUUUCUCAUCGUUGUUGUCAACAAAAGCGUCCUCACCAGCUACAGAUUUCCAUCGUCAGCAUGUGUUGGAAUCGGUCAAAUGCUGGCUACAAUUGUAGUGCUGAGGAGUGGGAAAAUGUUGGGCAUCAUCUCAUUUCCAGAUAUGGAUUUGAGUAUACCUGGCAAGAUGUUCCCAUUGCCUCUACUGUAUGUUGGGAAUCAAAUAUCAGGACUAUUUGGGACACAGCGACUCAAUUUACCUAUGUUUACAGUUCUGAGGAGGUUCAGUAUUUUUCUCACCAUGGUGUUUGAAGGUCUCUUGUUGAAGAAAACUUUCUCUACGCCAGUUAAAAUCACAGUGUUCACCAUGAUCUUUGGUGCUUUUAUUGCUGCCAGCGCCGAUUUAACCUUUGACCUUGAAGGAUACAUAUUCAUAAUGCUGAACAAUGUCCUGACAGCGGCCAGCGGUGCGUACGUGAAGCAGAAACUUGACUCCAAGGAGCUGGGCAAAUAUGGGCUUCUAUACUACAAUGCUUUGAUAAUGAUUUUCCCUACUAUGGCAUACGCUUACUACUCAGGAGACUUACAAAUGGGGUUGGACUACAAUGGAUGGUCUGAUCAGCUGUUUGUUGCGCAGUUUGUGCUCUCCUGUGUCAUGGGAUUUAUUUUAAUGUACUCCAUCAUGCUGUGCACACAGUACAACUCAGCACUCACCACCUCCAUUAUAGGCUGCAUUAAGAAUAUUCUUGUGACCUACAUUGGAAUGGUGUUUGGUGGAGAUUACAUAUUCACCUGGACCAACUUCAUAGGUCUAAACAUCAGCAUCGCCGGGAGCCUGGUGUACUCCUAUAUCACCUUCACACAGGAGCAAACAAAAAAAGCGUAAACCACGGAGUCCUGAUCCGACACUGAAGAACUAAGUACGUCCAGAACACAUUUUAUAUUCUGUGAGCUGCAUGUGGCUAUAUCCAUUUUUAAACCAUGUUUUACAAACACUUAUGUAUUUUCUGCAUUUUGUCAGCACUCAAGUUUUUGCUGCAAUCAUGGAAAGUUAUUUGCUGAGACACGAUAAUCAGCUUCUAUGUCUAUAAUUAUGACACAGUGCCUUAACUUUAUUGUAACUGUAUUUCACUGAUUAAAAACAAAGGCAGGACCAUUUUUAUAAUA